UGUGAUUGCGGACAGUGAGAGGGCCAUUGCUAUCAUGCCCGGGCGCGCGGGCGUCGCCCGGUUCUGCUUGCUGGCUCUCGCUCUGCAGCUACACUGGCCGCUGGCGGCGUGCGAGCCGGGAUGGAUCACAAAUGGAAGCAAAGAAGGUAGCCCUCCACUACAACAUGAACUCAUAAUACCUCAGUGGCGGACUUCAGAAAGCCCUGGGAGAGGAAAGUAUCCACUCACAGCAGAACUCAGGGUCAUGGCUGAAGGGAGAGAGCUGAUCCUGGACCUGGAGAAGAACGAGCACCUUUUUGCUCCAGCCUACACAGAAACCUGCUACACCGCAAGUGGCAAUCCUCAAACCAGCACGCUGAAAUCUGAGGAUCACUGCUUUUACCAUGGGACUGUGAGGCAAGUGGACGAGUCCAGUGUCACGCUCAGCACCUGCCGAGGAAUUAGAGGACUGGUUACAGUGAGAAGUAACGUCAGCUACAUCAUCGAGCCCGUCCCUGACAGCGACAGCCAACACCGUAUCUACAGAUCCGAACAUCUCAAGCUGCCCCCGGGGAACUGUGGGUUUGAGCACUCCGGGCCCACCUCUAAGGACUGGGCCUUUCAGUUUACACAUCAGACCAAAAAGCAACCUCGCAGAAUGAAACGGGAAGAUUUACACUCUAUGAAGUACGUGGAGCUUUACCUGGUGGCUGAUUAUGCAGAGUUUCAGAAGAAUCGGCAUGACCAGGAUGCCACCAAACACAAGCUCAUGGAGAUUGCCAACUACGUUGAUAAGUUUUACCGCUCUCUGAACAUCCGGAUUGCUCUUGUCGGCUUGGAGGUGUGGACACAUGGGGAUAAGUGUGAAGUUUCAGAGAAUCCGUACUCCACUCUGUGGUCCUUUCUUAGUUGGAGACGCAAGCUACUUGCCCAGAAAAGCCAUGACAAUGCUCAGCUAAUCACGGGCAGGUCCUUCCAAGGCACCACCAUUGGCCUGGCCCCCCUCAUGGCCAUGUGCUCCGUGUACCAGUCCGGUGGAGUUAGCAUGGACCACUCUGAGAAUGCCAUCGGUGUAGCCUCCACCGUGGCCCAUGAGAUUGGCCACAACUUUGGCAUGAGCCAUGAUUCUGCACACUGCUGUUCUGCCAGCGCAGCCGAUGGCGGGUGCAUCAUGGCCGCCGCCACUGGGCACCCUUUCCCCAAAGUGUUUAGUUGGUGCAACAGGCGGGAGCUGGACAGGUAUCUGCAGUCAGGAGGUGGGAUGUGUCUCUCCAACAUGCCAGAUACUAGGACGCUGUAUGGAGGCCGGAGGUGUGGCAAUGGGUACCUAGAAGACGGUGAAGAGUGUGACUGUGGAGAAGAAGAGGAAUGUAAGAACCCUUGCUGCAAUGCCUCCAACUGCACUCUGAAGGAAGGGGCUGAGUGUGCCCAUGGGUCCUGCUGUCACCAAUGUAAGCUGGUGGCUCCUGGAACCGAGUGUCGUAAGGCUGUUCGGCAGUGUGACCUCCCCGAGUUCUGCACGGGCAAGUCUCCCCACUGCCCCACCAACUAUUACCAGAUGGAUGGCACCCCCUGUGAGGGUGGCCAGGCCUACUGCUACAAUGGCAUGUGCCUCACUUAUCAGGAGCAGUGCCAGCAGCUGUGGGGACCUGGAGCCCGGCCUGCCCUCGAUCUUUGCUUUGAGAGGGUGAACGCUGCUGGUGACACCUAUGGAAACUGUGGCAAGGGCUUGAAUGGCAAAUACAGGAAGUGCAGCCCCAGGGAUGCCAAGUGUGGGAAGAUCCAAUGCCAGAGCACCCAGGCCAGGCCCCUGGAAUCCAACGCAGUAUCUAUUGACACCACCAUUACCUUGAACGGGAGGCGGAUCCACUGUCGGGGCACCCAUGUCUACCGGGGUCCUGAGGAGGAGGAAGGGGAAGGUGACAUGCUGGACCCAGGGCUGGUGAUGACUGGGACCAAGUGUGGCCACAACCAUAUUUGCUUUGAGGGGCAAUGCAGGAACACCUCCUUCUUUGAGACGGAAGGCUGUGGGAAGAAGUGCAAUGGUCACGGGGUCUGCAACAACAACCAGAACUGUCAUUGCAACUCUGGCUGGGCUCCACCUUUCUGUAACACCCCGGGAGACGGUGGCAGCAUUGACAGUGGUCCUUUGCCCCCUAAGAGCGUGGGUCCAGUGAUCGCGGGUGUGUUUUCGGCCCUCUUCGUGUUGGCAGUCCUGGUGCUAUUGUGCCACUGUUACCGACAGAGCCACAAGUUGGGCAAGCCCUCAGCGCUCCCGUUCAAGCUGCGACAGCAGUUCAGUUGUCCCUUCAGGGUGUCUCAGAAUGGUGGAACUGGCCAUGCCAACCCAACUUUCAAGUUGCAAACACCCCAGGGCAAGCGAAAGGUGACUAACACCCCUGAAACUCUCCGGAAGCCCUCCCACCCUCCUCCCCGGCCCCCUCCAGACUACCUGCGUGUUGAGCCCCCACCUGUACCAUUGCCAGCACAUCUGAACAGGACUUCUGGGAGCUCCCCAACGGCGGGAGCUCAAAUAGAAAGAAAGGAGUCAGCCAGGAGGCCUCCCCCAACCCGGCCCAUGCCCCCUGCACCUAACUGCCUACUGUCCCAGGAUUUAUCCAGGCCUCGACCACCUCAGAAGGCACUUCCAGCGAAUCCAGUGCCGGGCCAAAGGACCGUUCCCAGGCCAGGAAACACUUCCCUGCUUCAGCCCCCUACUACUGGUCCUCAGCCUCCCAGGCCUCCAGCAGUGUCUGUUCCGAAGCUUCCUGAGUACCGAUCACAGAGGGUUGGAGGGAUAACUAGCUCCAAGAUCUAGAAGUGUCUAGAAGUUUCUGGUUGCGAUUGAAGACUCCGGAUGCCAUGGAAGGUCCAGAAGAAAGAAGCCUGCUCGGCCACUCUGAAGCUUCUGCAGCCUUCUGGAACGCCCCCUCAUCCUCAGAAUCUCCUUUCUUGCCCUAGUGCCUCCUGCUUCCUCUGAGGCCCAGAGGGACUCAUAUCCGAUGGCUUCUAAGUGUUGUCCUGUGCAAUAUACAGCCCGGGUAGGAAAGGGAAGCAUAUGAAGGAGGGUGGGGAAAAUUCUCCCUCAGCCCAUUAGCCAAGAGCUACCAGCGAUGCUCAGGGAAGUCUUGAGUUGGGGUCCUCCUGUGCAGAACUUGGAGAAGGCAUCCAUCUGGGUCCUAUGCUGGCAGGUACACAUGGGAGCUUCACUGAUUGGCCUCCCUCUGGGAUCCCAGACUGCCCAGGCUGGGCCUUACCAUCUCUUAGCUUUUAGGGACUGAGGAAGCUUAUUGCUGCAUUCCUGCCCCAAGGCUUGGACAAGGUGCCUGUUCCUGGCUAUCUGGCUGCAUGUGACAAGCCAUGAUCCCCUCCCCUGCCGUUCUUCACAUUCCCAUCCCCAUAUUUACACGGGUCACUCUGACUCAGACAGGUACUAUUUGUAAGUAGUGUAGACAGCAGAGGGGAGUGGUCAGCCUGUGUCCCCUCUGAGCCAUGAUGCCAAAGGUUGCUAAGGACAUUUAGAAUCCCCAGCUAUCCAUCCCUAAUGUUCCAUGUGUCACCUUCUCCUCCAGCAUCCUUAUCCUAUGGUGCUUUGGUGGCGAACCACAGCAGUCCUGACUUGCUAGUGACUAUAUACCAGUGACCUGCAAAUCAGGAUCCUGCCUCAUGGGGUAGCCACUGGACUUCCUGCACUGGAUCUCAAGAGCAUUGAGCCGAGUGGCUGUGUGUGUGUGUGUGUGUGUGUGUGUGUGUGUGUGUGUGUGUGUGUGAGAGAGAGAGAGAGAGAGAGAGAGAGAGAGAGAAUGAGAGAGACAGACAGACAGCUCUGCAUGUUCUUGUAUUUUAUGGCCUCCAGCAGGAUAAGGGGUCUCCUCCUUGUUUCUGACCUAUAUCUAAGUAAGGUUCUCCAGGACAUCCACAGCUAUACUGAGGGGGACUGGCAUGUUUGGAAUCCUGGCUACUAGUAAUCUAUACACAGGGGCACCAGCCCCUCCCUGAUGGUCAGCUCUGAGGUGGGACUGUUGACUCUGAACAGAUCGCUCUCAGCAGCCAUGGUGAGCCAGAUCUGGGCAAGGUUCCCCAAACUAUCUUCAACCAGGGGUUUAUCAUGUACCUCCAUCGGUUCUCUCCUGGUUACUCGCCCCUAUGUGAUUGUCAUAGAAAAUGCUGAGAAGCUGGGAAUGGGACUUGGGUGGACUUCUUGCUUGGUGCUCCACUACUUAGAGUGGUUUUUAUACAUUUGUUGGGCCUAGCCUCUGAGAGGCCAUCUUCCACCCCUAAAAAGGUUCUAAUAGCACUCCAGAGGGUUCUCUAGGGGCCUUCCCGCCACCCACAGCAAGCAGUUGUUAGCUCUUGGAACCCUCCGGAGGAAGAGGCAAGCUUUGACUCCCCAUUUACCACCUCGAGGCCUCCUUAUAUCUCUUCACAGAGUAAGCUCUUGGGAUUGUAGACAAGAGGGAGAUAUGACGUACAUGGCCUGGGGUAGAAAGAUCUCAGGAAAACACCUUUCUUCUUUUCAGGGUGAUUGCUGUUCACACUCUCUGAGUGUGAUCCAAAUGCUUGCUUAGGCCUCGGUCCAUCUCCUAUAUCAGUUUGUCAUUUGUGUGCUUUACCAAAUGCCAGUGACUACAGGCUGGGCCCUAGAAACAUAGGCCACCCUGAUUCUCACCACACACCCUCCGCUUUCAGUCCCUUGAACCAUAUCAGAAAAACACCCAUUUCUUUGCUCCUUGGCAGUCACUUCCAUUUUUUUCUUUUUCAUUACUUCGAUACCACCUCCACCCCAUAAACUUAUACUGUGAAGUGUAAGAGGGCGGGAUUUUUUUUUUAACUUGGUAGAAAUGUUGGCAGCUACUCUACGUACACCUUCAUUCUAGGCUUUGUUUCCAAAGGCCAGCAAGGCUGUCACAGGUAGGAAUCCCUUCCCAUCUGCAUUGUGAAGGGUUCCAUACAGGUGUAUUUAGACUUCAAGGACAGGGUUUGUCCCAAAGGAUUGUGACUUAGGAGAUGAAAGAAUAUUACCACAUGGGGAAGAGGGAGUGGUCGCAACAGAACUCUUUAGUCUACCUACACUAAGUUUGUGGGGGCAUCUGAGACGGAAAAGGCCUUUUCUUAUGCAUAGAAAGUGAGCAAGACUAGAAAUAACUGUUUAAGGCAUCUCUGUUCCUGGCCACUGAAGAGAGAUGUCAGAAGAUGUUGGAACAGGUCAAAGCCAAGGCUCUGGUGGACUGAGGGAAGGUUUGUAGCUGGAUUUAGUGGUGUACACCUUUAGUCCCAACAGAGGCAGGUAGAUAUCUUGAGUUUGAAGCUAGCCAGGUCUCAAAAGGAAGUUACAGGACAACCAGGGCCACACA
This is a messenger RNA of Grammomys surdaster, 5333 nucleotides long. It is a transcript of the gene Adam19, whose product is annotated as ADAM metallopeptidase domain 19. Gene Ontology annotation, molecular function: metalloendopeptidase activity. The transcript is spliced from 23 exons. The record is from RefSeq and is a predicted model, not a curated record. Lineage: Eukaryota; Metazoa; Chordata; Mammalia; Rodentia; Muridae. Bases 35 to 2797 code for a protein of 920 amino acids. Gene Ontology annotation, biological process: membrane protein ectodomain proteolysis.